AUGGCAGUGAGCUUCACUGAGAAUGUUCCUGAAGAAGAUGACGAUGAAUACAUUGACAUGGAAAUCACUUCAAUUUCCAAUAUUUUCUGCAAUUCCAGAACCUCAAGAGAAUUUGAGUUCCAAAUGCAAGCUUCUUCCACUUCAUCUCCUCGAAAUCUCCCAAUCGGUUUCGAUUCGGUUUACGGGGACGAAAAUGGUAUGUUCCGAGAAUUCUAUGGCACCCCAUUAGCUACCACCAUUACUACACCAACUCCUUUUGAAUCCUGCAAUGUUUCGCCUUGUAACUCUUGUUCUGUUAGUAGGGAGCUGAAUCCGGUCGAGUACUCGUUUUACGAGUGCUGGUCCGAGACGGACGUAAGCAGGUGCACCGGAAACGGACAGAGCAAUCGGCAUAGGAGGUCGUUUUCGAUGGUGAUUGAACGACAUUCUUCGACGAACGAGUCUUCAACUUCUUCGUCGUCUUCAUCUUCGAAUUCAAUCGGUUUCCGGUACCUGCAGUUUCUUAACAGAAGCAGCAGUGUGAAAAUAAAGAUCGAGAGUCGGAACCCGAUUCAAGGAGCCAUUGCACAUUGCAAGCGGUCUCAGAUGAGCUCGAGAAAGCCUGCCGGUGACGUCGGAUUCUACUCAUUGUCGGAUUCUACUCAUUGUCGGAUUCUAACAUGGCAGUUUGCCAAGAUCAAGAGAGACCGGACCUUGGAGGGGCUGAAAAGAGACGAUUAUCUAUAG
Hibiscus syriacus is the source of this 726-nucleotide messenger RNA. Its product is annotated as probable membrane-associated kinase regulator 4. Gene Ontology annotation, cellular component: plasma membrane. The record is from RefSeq and is a predicted model, not a curated record. NCBI's taxonomy places the organism in Eukaryota, Viridiplantae, Streptophyta, Magnoliopsida, Malvales, Malvaceae. The coding region runs from base 1 to 726 and encodes 241 amino acids. Gene Ontology annotation, molecular function: kinase inhibitor activity. The transcript has 2 exons.